This is a messenger RNA of Dissoconium aciculare CBS 342.82, 1000 nucleotides long. RefSeq lists its product as uncharacterized. The record is from RefSeq and is a predicted model, not a curated record. NCBI's taxonomy places the organism in Eukaryota, Fungi, Ascomycota, Dothideomycetes, Mycosphaerellales, Dissoconiaceae. Bases 402 to 650 code for a protein of 82 amino acids. The transcript has a single exon.
UCAUGCUUCCAAUGUAAUCAGGCAGAUGAUCAAUCGUUUUUUUCCGCAGCGCCUUCCCCUUUUGAGGCAACACAUGUCGAUACUGUUGUGAGUCCAUGCUUGCCUAUCGUCAUUUCUGGUUUGAUCCUUCCCUCACCCGACCAACAGCGGCAUUCCUUAGACAGCUGGGGACUCUCGCCUGCGGGAGGAGCGGAUGUUCCAGAUGCGUGCCUUCUCCAUUGCCUUUUGACAGUCUUCACCAAAAUGUAACAAACCUUGCGAUUCAAAGUUACCUAGCUGUAAAGAUCUCAUUUCCGCAGAGCUUCGGGGCGUGAGAUCUCCAGCGAUACCACUCGUUGUCUCCUGGACUUCCACGUGACAAAUUCGAUAUCAUCACAGGCGAGGAUCAGCUUUCAGAGAUUAUGGACAACGCGGUCGUGGUUCUCUGCAUAAUCGUCGGUGCUGGUCUUAGCGUUCUUCUGGCAUAUUCUGCGACACACAUGUUCUUUCGUCAAGGUCCCGAAAUCGAUGAUAUCGCCCUCAAAAAGCGGCGGGCUCAAAUCCAAUAUAUGCGCGAAGUUCGCAUGCGGAAUCACAAAUUUAUCGCCGCAACAUGUGGUGAUACCCCGAUCACGGUACGUGCAUUUCUGUCGGGCCCCGUGGAUGCGUGAACUUUAUAAUGACCAGAGGUCGCAGUUGCAUCCACCAUCAGACGAUCGAUCCAGUUUGUCGUACUGAUAUAGCCCGCAAGUCUGGAUCACACUAGGCGGAGAAAGAUAGUAGGUAAAUAUUGCAUCGCUCGAAUGCUACGUGUUAACCUGAAAGGCAUGUGCUGAUCGCAUGAGGGAAAAGGGCAUCUCUGCGGGAUAUCAUCCGUUGUCAUAUACGGUGAGCUCCUGAUGUGUGGUUGACUGGCUUCACUCAAUUCGCUUCGCGGUCCUGUCCGGAACAAGGAGGGCGGAGAGCGCAAUGUCGGAAGCUUGCGUGCUUCCCCUGUUGGAAAUUGAAACUGAAUAAACGC